GGUAAUAAUCGAGAAAAAAUUCCCACCUAACCACCACAAAAUUUCAACUAAAAAAACAACUAAAUUCAAAGACAUAACUUAAACCCCAAAAUAUCUCAGUGAACGCAGCUGAAUUCCGAGCACCAUCAAUGGCGUCCACUGCAUUUCUUCGUCUUCCAUCAACAUCUCUUUCCCUACCACUAAAAUCCUCCCGACCAAUCUCGCCUUGCGCUUCCAAAACCCUAAUCUUCAAAGUCAAGGCAUCGACAUCCGUCGACUUCUCCGCCCCGUCCAAGCCAUCCCCAAUUUCAACGACCAAUUCCGGAAGCUGGAGGUGGAAAUUCGACGGAAAUUCCGUAAACAUCCACUUCGACCGCCUCGAGAAAGGCGGCGCCGACGCCGAUCAGCCGCGGAAGGACAUCCUUUUGGUGCCCACAAUUUCCGACGUGAGCACCGUGGAUGAGUGGAGAGAAGUGGCCGAAGAAAUCGUCGCGAAGGAUGGCGGGAUCAAUUGGAGCGCGACGAUUGUGGAUUGGCCCGGCCUGGGCUACUCGGACCGGCCGAAGCUCAAUUAUAAUGCUGAUGUGAUGGAGAAGUUUUUGGUGGAUUUUGUCACCGCGCCUGAUAGCCCUAUUUCCAGCUCUGUUGCAGAUAACGAGUAUGUGGUCUUUGGAGGAGGGCAUGCUGCAACCGUAGCUGUUCGGGCUACAAAAAAAGGGUUUUUGAAGCCAAAGGCCAUUGCUGCUGUUGCACCGACCUGGGCUGGCCCCCUUCCUAUCGUAUUUGGUAAAGAUUCCAAUAUGGAAACUAGGUAUGGCCUUCUAAGAGGGACCUUGAGGGCUCCUGCUGUGGGUUGGAUGAUGUACAAUGUUCUUGUCAGCAACGAAAAGGCAAUCACGUCGCAGUACAAAUCCCAUGUAUAUGCCAAUCCCGAAAACGUCACUCCUGAUAUAGUCGAGAGCAGAUACGCACUCACCAAACGGAAAGGGGCCCGUUAUGUGCCCGCUGCCUUUCUGACUGGACUGCUUGAUCCAGUAAGUUCCAGAGAGGAGUUUGUUCAACUAUUCGCCGGACUAGAAGGAAGCGUUCCCAUUCUCGUUGUCUCAACCUCAGAGGCACCUAAAAGGUCAAAAGCUGAAAUGGAGGCUCUUAGGGGAGCAAAAGGUGUGAGCAAAUUUGUGGAAGUGCCAGGUGCUCUUCUGCCUCAGGAGGAGUAUCCGAAGGUUGUUGCCGAAGAAUUAUACAGGUUUUUGCUGGAGAAUUUCGAACCGGAUGUUUAAGGAAACUGCUCACAUUUCUCACAAAAUGGUGGAACACACAGGUAAAUCAUCAGAUCAAAGUCAUAUACACUCAUACACACAUUUCUUUAGUUUGUCAUGUUCUUAUGUGUGAUAAUUUUGUGGAUAAAAAACAUAAAACCUUUGACUCAUUAUUCAAUGACGACCAUGUAGAUUUGUAAUACUUGUAUUCAGAUUUCAUUUUACAAUUGCGAGCGAUUUUAAUAAAAGGUCUCUCUCUUUUUUU
Messenger RNA from Salvia miltiorrhiza (redroot sage), 1503 nucleotides. RefSeq lists its product as uncharacterized. Gene Ontology annotation, cellular component: chloroplast. The coding region runs from base 129 to 1259 and encodes 376 amino acids. Lineage: Eukaryota; Viridiplantae; Streptophyta; Magnoliopsida; Lamiales; Lamiaceae. The record is from RefSeq and is a predicted model, not a curated record. The transcript has 3 exons.